Schistocerca nitens (vagrant locust) is the source of this 2215-nucleotide messenger RNA. RefSeq names its product alanine aminotransferase 1-like. Lineage: Eukaryota; Metazoa; Arthropoda; Insecta; Orthoptera; Acrididae. The coding region runs from base 328 to 1941 and encodes 537 amino acids. Gene Ontology annotation, molecular function: pyridoxal phosphate binding; L-alanine:2-oxoglutarate transaminase activity. Gene Ontology annotation, biological process: biosynthetic process. The record is from RefSeq and is a predicted model, not a curated record. The transcript has 12 exons.
UGUAAGCAUUCGCACAGUCGGCGAACGCACAGCUAGGCGUAGGGGAUUCGUUCUUCAAACGGGCUUUAGAGUAGUUGACGUUUCGCGUUCGUUUACCCGUUAAGCUGUUGCUGCGUUAUUUCUCUAUCAUUGUGCGUUCUUCUAUGAAUUCUGUACUAAGCUGAUCGGACAGUUACUAAUAAAUGUGGCUGUACUUCGGCUCUUAUCUAAAGCCUUAUAUAACGUGAUGUAGAGCAGGGUCUGCAAUUCACUGUUCAGCUAGGUUCCUUACUCUUAAUCGCGGCAAUUUCGAAUUAGCGAGCACACACUGAAAUUUCAAGUGCAGCCAUGGCAGGAAGCAGUGCUUUUCACUCUGUGCGGAUCCUUAUUGGGCGCAACGCCAUGCCGAUAAAUGAACGUGUGAACGUUGCUGCCACACUGUUUACGGACACCGUACGAAUUUCCCCUUAUUUAUCUCGCACUGUGGUAACGGUCAACAACUCGAGCGGGCUUCGUCCUAGCAAGCGAGCGAAGAGUGUGACGUUGGAAACACUCAACCCGUGCAUAAAAGAGAUGCAGUAUGCGGUUAGGGGACCACUCGCGAAUCGUGCUUCGGAGAUCGAAAAGGAACUGGAAAAGGGUGUCAAGAAACCAUUUACAGAAGUUAUUAAAGCAAACAUCGGUGACUGCCAUGCCAUGGGACAAGUGCCUAUUACAUUUAUUAGACAGGUGCUUGCUGUGGUUUCAUAUCCAAUGUUACUAGAUGAUCCCAUGUUUCCCUAUGAUGUGAAACAUCAAGCCAAAGAGAUCCUGGCUAGUUGUCCAGGUGGCAGUGUUGGAUCAUAUUCUGAAACUGCUGGAAAUGAAGUGAUUCGUAGACAUGUAGCAGAAUUUAUAGAAAAGAGAGAUGGUGCCCCAAGUUCUUCAGAGGACAUUGUGUUGACAUCUGGUGCAACUGUAGGCAUAAAGGUAGUGCUGAAGUUGCUGAUUGGAGAAAUAAAUGGGAAAAAACCUGGUGUUAUGAUUCCAAUUCCCCAGUAUCCUUUAUACUCUGCUACUCUUUCAGAAUUUAACAUGGUGCAGAUACCAUAUUAUCUGGACGAAGAAAGAUGCUGGGGAUUGGAUGUAACUGAGCUACAACAUGCCAUAGGUGAAGCUAAAAAAGUAUGUAAUCCUCGUGCUAUAGUCAUUAUAAAUCCUGGAAACCCGACAGGCCAAGUUCUUUCACGAAAUAACAUUGAAGAGAUAAUUAAAUUUGCACAUCAGGAGAGGUUAUUUAUUUUUGCUGAUGAGGUGUAUCAGGACAAUGUGUAUGCAGAAGAAAGUAAAUUCUAUUCAUUUAAAAAGGUUAUGAUGGAAAUGGGACCACCAUAUAGUGAGAUGGAGAUGGCCUCUUUCAUGUCUGCAUCAAAAGGAUACAUGGGUGAGUGUGGACUACGGGGAGGAUACUGUGAGGUGAUCAACCUAGAUCCAGAUGUGAAAGAAAUGUGCUUGAAAGGCUUUAGUGUUUUGUCAGGUGCUACUCUUCCAGGACAGGUUGCAAUCGACUGCAUAGUAAAACCACCUCAGCCAGGAUCUCCAUCAUACAAGCAGUAUGCUGUAGAAAAAGAGGCUAUUUUAAACUCACUUAGUGUAAGGGCAAAGAUUGUUGUAGAAACAUUCAACAGCCUGAAGGGGAUGUCCUGCAACAAAGUGCAAGGUGCCAUGUAUGCAUUCCCACAGUUACAUCUUCCACCCAAUGCUAUAAAGACAGCUAAACAAAAUAAUUUACCACCAGAUACAUUUUAUGCAUUGGGAUUACUGGAGGCAACUGGUAUCUCUGUUGUACCAGGAUCAGGAUUCGGGCAAAAACCAGGAACUUAUCAUUUCAGAACUACUAUUUUGCCUCAGCAAGAUAAACUGAAGAGUAUUAUGAAGAAAUUCAAGGCUUAUCAUGAAGAGUUUAUGCAAAAGUAUGAAUAAUAUGCAAAUUAAGGAAAAUGCUCACAAAUUUGGGUGGAGCAGUGUUUUAUUAUGGACAUAUUUGUCUUCUGUUCCUUUGUGGAGUAAAAACCACAAAAUACUAAUACAAAAUGAAACUUGUGGACAAAUAUUACUGUACUUCCUAAGGAGGCUGUAAAAUUAAUUUCUUAAAUUAUGUAAUACUCACUUUUAGCUGUUACCUUUUUAUUACAGUUUUGAAAUUUUGCCAUUUGAUUUGAUGUUUUGUGUGUUACAUAUAUGUCAUUAAAAAUUA